GGAGCCGGUGGAACCGGACGACGGCCGGCAGGGGGGAAGGAGGCGGCCCUAGCGCCAUUUUGUGGGGACGAAGCGGUGGCCGGGCUGCCGUCGGGACCUUCCCUGCUCCGUGUCCGUGUCGGCGCUCCCCAGCCGCGGCUGAGCGGUAAGGAAAGAUGUCUGAGUACAUCCGAGUAACGGAAGAUGAGAAUGACGAGCCUAUUGAAAUCCCAUCCGAAGAUGACGGGACCGUGCUGCUGUCCACUGUAACCGCCCAGUUUCCAGGGGCGUGUGGGCUGCGCUACAGAAACCCGGUGUCUCAGUGUAUGAGAGGUGUCCGGCUGGUGGAAGGGAUUCUACAUGCCCCGGACGCUGGCUGGGGGAAUCUGGUGUAUGUUGUCAACUAUCCAAAAGAUAACAAAAGGAAAAUGGAUGAGACGGAUGCUUCAUCGGCAGUGAAGGUGAAAAGGGCAGUCCAGAAAACAUCAGAUCUAAUCGUGCUGGGCCUCCCGUGGGAAACAACCGAACAGGAUCUCAAAGAGUAUUUUAGUACCUUCGGAGAAGUUCUCAUGGUGCAGGUCAAGAAAGACAUAAAAACUGGUCAUUCAAAAGGAUUUGGCUUUGUUCGCUUUACGGACUACGAAACGCAAGUGAAAGUGAUGUCCCAGCGACAUAUGAUAGACGGGCGAUGGUGUGACUGCAAGCUCCCCAACUCUAAGCAAAGCCUAGAUGAGCCAUUGAGAAGCAGAAAGGUGUUUGUGGGGCGCUGCACAGAGGACAUGACGGCUGAGGAGCUGCAGCAGUUCUUCUGCCAGUACGGAGAGGUGGUGGACGUCUUCAUCCCCAAACCAUUCAGGGCUUUCGCCUUCGUUACUUUCGCAGAUGAUCAGGUGGCCCAGUCUCUCUGCGGCGAGGACCUGAUCAUUAAAGGCAUCAGCGUGCAUAUCUCCAAUGCAGAACCUAAGCACAAUAGCAGUAGACAGUUAGAAAGAAGUGGAAGAUUUGGUGGUAAUCCAGGUGGCUUUGGGAAUCAGGGCGGGUUUGGGAACAGUAGAGGGGGUGGAGCUGGCUUGGGAAAUAAUCAGGGUAGCAAUAUGGGGGGAGGGAUGAACUUCGGUGCUUUCAGCAUUAACCCAGCCAUGAUGGCUGCCGCCCAAGCAGCCCUGCAGAGCAGUUGGGGUAUGAUGGGCAUGCUAGCCAGUCAGCAGAACCAGUCAGGCCCGUCAGGCAAUAACCAAAGCCAGGGAAACAUGCAGAGAGAGCCAAACCAGGCUUUUGGUUCUGGGAAUAACUCUUACAGUGGGUCUAAUUCUGGUGCGGCCAUUGGUUGGGGCUCAGCCUCGAAUGCCGGCUCAGGCAGUGGGUUCAAUGGGGGGUUCGGCUCAAGCAUGGAUUCCAAAUCUUCUGGCUGGGGAAUGUAGAUGGUGGGUUGUGGGUGGUUGGGUGGUUGGUUGGUUGGUUGGUAGGUUGGUAUGGAAUGGUGGGAAUUCAAUUUUUUCUAAACUCAUGGUAAGUAUAUUGUAAAAUACGUAUGUACUAAGGAAUUUUCCAAAUUGGUUUGUUCAGUGUGGAGUAUAUUCAGCAGUAUUUUUGACAUUUUUCUUUAGAAAAAGGAAGAGCUAAAGGAAUUUUACACGUUUGUUACAUAAAAGGUUGAAAUAUUGAGUGGCUGAAAGGGAGCUGCUGUUUGCCUGAAUGGUAAACCAACACUACAAUUGAUUAGCAAAAGGUUUCUCCUGUACUCGUUUAUCCCUGGACUUGUUAAGAGAAUUCUUUGCAUGUUCAAAGUGGAAACCAUUGGUUAGAACUGCAUCUUUUUCUCCUUGUUUUAAUUUGAACCCCACCACACGGGCUUUCCCCGGGACCUCUCCUGGGAGGUGACGAUGGUGUCUCGCGGUGUUUGGUUCUUUUUGGUUUUGGUUUUAACGCUUGUCUCCCUCACAUGCACAAGUACAAUAUGAAGCCUUCAUUUAAUCUCUGCAGUUCAUCUCAUUUCAAAUGUUUAUGGAAGAAGCACUUCAUUGAAAGUAGUGCUGUAAAUAUUCUGCCAUAGGAAUGCUUCUGUCUACAUGCUUUCUCAUCCAAGAGUUCGCCAUCACCCUGCACAGGCUGCGUCUUUGACGGUGGGUGUCCCAUUUUUAUCCGCUACUCUUUAUGUCAUGGAGUCGUAUCAACGCUCUGAACGCAAGGCUGUGAGAUGGAACCAGAAGGCUGUUUGAACUUUUGAAACCUUGUGUGGGAUUGAUGAUGGUGCCGAGGCAUGAAAGGCUAGUAUGAGCGAGAAAAGGAGAGCGCGUGCAGAGACUUGGUGGUGCAUAAUGGAUAUUUUUUAACUUGGCGAGAUGUGUCUCUCGAUCCUGUGGGCUUUGGUGAGAGUGUGCAGAGAGCAUUGCUAGCAAAUAACGUACGAAUGUUUUUGCAUUCAAAGGACAUCCACAUCUGUGGGAAGACUUUGAGUUUUGUUCUUAGAUAACCCCCUUAGCUGAAUGUGUUAGUGAAAUGACACUUGUACCUCCCUCCCCCCUCGUCCACUGCUGUGAAUGCUGUAUGGUGUGUGUUCUCCUCUGUUACCGAUCUGCAAGUGUGGGAACGUGAACUGAAGCUGGUGGGCUGAGAACAUGGACUGAGCUUGUGGUGUGCUUUGCGGGAGUACUUGGAAGCAGAGUUCGCCAGCGAGCCCAGGUGUCUCGCGGGUGCCAGCUCUCUGUCUGUUAGCUCCCCAGAAGAAUGCUGUUUGCUGCAGUUCUGUGUCCUGUGCUUGGAUGCUUUUUAUAAGAGUUGUCAAUGUUGGAAAUUCUUAAAUAAAACUGAUUUAAAUAAUA
This is a messenger RNA of Perognathus longimembris pacificus (Pacific pocket mouse), 2801 nucleotides long. It is a transcript of the gene Tardbp, whose product is annotated as TAR DNA binding protein. The transcript is spliced from 6 exons. Gene Ontology annotation, cellular component: nucleoplasm. Lineage: Eukaryota; Metazoa; Chordata; Mammalia; Rodentia; Heteromyidae. Bases 156 to 1400 code for a protein of 414 amino acids. The record is from RefSeq and is a predicted model, not a curated record. Gene Ontology annotation, molecular function: RNA binding. Gene Ontology annotation, biological process: regulation of gene expression.